AAAUCAUUUUAGAAAACGUCGAUGCUGCUGUCCAGAGCUGAGGGAGGAGAGGAGGAGGAGGGGAGAGAGAGAGAGGUGAGGAAGGGGAGGGGUAGAUAACUCUAUCAGGAUGACACACAUAUUCACAGAGAGGAGGAGAAGCCCUGCAGAGGACACGCGUGUUUUCAUCAUGUAGGCAGAUGGACUCAGCUUCAUCCUCAAACUUCAGACCAGCAUGUUUCCUGCGCUGCUGCUUUGACUGCAAACACAGACAGACGGAUCCGGAUCUCUGCACAGACAUUCAAUAAAAACACAGGAACAGAAAAUGGUGGUCGCAGACGUCCUCUUCCUCUCUCUGUGGAUUACCACAGUCUUCACCUCAGGGCUCAGAUGCCCUGAGCUUUGCACCUGCGCAAAUAGAUUCGGCCGCCAUAAUGCUGAGUGCUCCUACAAAGAAUUAACUGCGAUGCCAGAGGGUUUGCCUCCUAACGUUUCAAUAGUGAGUCUUUCUGCCAACAAAAUCAGUUCAGUACAGUUAGGGAGCCUGGACAGUGUCCCCCUAGUGACGUCACUGUGGAUGGCCCACAAUAAGAUCGUCACCAUUGAACAGGGGGCCCUCGCACCCCUAGUUCACCUGCGAAACUUUGAUGUCAGCCACAACAGAAUAGUAGACUUUCCUUGGGAGGAUCUGCAGAACCUCACGAGCCUUCAGCUGCUGAAGAUGAACAACAACGAGAUGUUCCACCUGCCAAAGGAUGCCUUCGCCAACCUCAAAUACCUGAGAUCCCUCCGGCUCAGCAAUAACAGAUUCACAACCAUAACUGAAGGGACGUUUGAGGGUUUGGUGUCUUUGUCCCAUUUGCAGAUAUUUGAAAACCCUUUUGCUUGCACCUGCUCCCUUGACUGGCUCAGAGACUGGAUUACAAAGACAACCGUCUCAGUCCAAGAGAAGGAUUUAAUCAUCUGUUCGUCUCCAGAGAAUCUCAAAGGGAUAGUCGUUGGAAAAUUACAAGAGUCAAAGUGCACCAGCCCAAAAGUCACGAUACAAACCACGCCAGGCAUCUAUGACACAACUUUCUGGGAGACUAGUUUCUUGGUCUUGACAUGUGAAUUCAUCGGAAACCCAAAGCCGUUGGUCAUGUGGAGCAUUCACAGCAGGAGUCAGAAGCAACAGGUAGCUUUGUCAUUCGCAGAGGAGGACUCGGAUGAAUUAAACGAGGGAUCCCUACUGUCCAAUAACCCUGUCCAAGUCUUUAAUAACGGGACUCUGAUCAUUCCAUAUCUCACAAAGGAAGACAGCGGCAACUACAGCUGCUCAGCCACCAAUGAAUUUGGAAGAGAUGAAAAUUCAGUGUCAGUGGAAGUGGUGGCUUUACCGGAGCCAACACCCACUGAACAACUGACUACAACAACAGCUUACACAGAACCAGAGCCGACUGUUCCCCAGACGACUGAAGGCAGAGUAUCUGUCUCUGAUUCUCUUCCUGAUUUAAAGGGAAAUGACUCCAUAAAUAUUGAACCGACUGUGGCGCCAACUGCAGAGGUCGAGUCAUCCCAGGAGGUAACCAGACAUCCAUCUCAUGAGAGCAAAUGUGGCGUGACAGUGAACACAAAAUACAUUUCUAGCCAUGUCUUUAAUGGGAGCUUUGAAGACAUCAAGCAGUACACGUUUGACUUUGGUGUCAUCGCGUUAGGAGUGUCAGAAACAGAGGCAACAGUGCGGCUCAAUCCUCUGCUUAUUCCCAGAGAUAAGAGUUCCAAUCAGGAAGACACAGACGCCACAUCUGAGAGCUUGGACGAUGACAGUGAGGAGCUUCAAGGCCUUGCAGACUUCUCAGAGACGGUCCAAUCAAAUGGCUUGUAUCUGUGUGUUACUGCAGACCACAAACACUCAGCCGUGCAGUGGUCUAGGAUCAGGGAAGGGAUCAAUACAUAUCUGUUUAGCGAUCUGCGCCCUGGCACCAACUACUCCCUUUGUCUGACCUAUCGAGGGGAAGACUGCGAGGUCCAGGUUCUCUUCAGCACCCGGAGGCGGGUACCCAACCUGUUCAUCAUCAUCUCCGUCAGCAUCUGCCUCCUCACCGUGUCCACCGUGCCACUUCUCGGCGCAACCUGCUUCCACCUGGUGUACAAAUACCGCAGCAAGACCUACAAGCUGAUCAUGAAAGCAAAAGACCAGUACCACGUGGAGAGGAACAUGACCGUCAACUUCAACAUCCAUGCACCUCACAACAACUCCCACAGGAAGAUCAACGGCAGCCAGCUGGACGAGGAGGAGGGGGAGACAGAGACGGAGAGCGGGGAUGGAGAGAAAGAGGCUGAUACAGAGGAAAGUAUCAUGACUGAGUCCUUUUCUUUAUCUCAGUGCCGGGGGAAUCUAGACAACUGUGAGGUAGGAUCAGAGUAUAGUGACAGGCUACCUCUGGGAGCAGAAGCAGUGAAUAUUACAGGCAACUAAAAAAAUCCACAUUGUAAUGUUUCUGAAUCUGUUAUUGCAGUCUCUUUUUUAUUAUUUAUUUAAAGGGUAAGACAGGUUUUUAUUCUGUUGGUGCCAAUUAUUUAAGUUCACAUAAGCUUACAGGGGCAGCCCAGAGAUGCUGCUUUGUUCCUCAGUCAUCUGACAAGACUGCGAUACAUUUACUUUCACUGAAACUGAAUAUCAGGGACCAGAAGGCUGCUCGCUAUGUUGACUGUUGGUGGAUUUUUCCUGAACAAACUUUUGUCUCUUUGGCCUUUUUCCAAAUUAGGCAGUUUUCUGUCAUUAAUACAUCUUUGAAAGAAAAAAAAACUACAAAAGGAGAAAGAAAUAGGUGACUUGACUUUAAAAUUCUCAUGUUUGACCGUUUCCAAAGGCCUCAUCUAAGCAUUUAAUGCCUGUGCAGCUUCAUAUUUUAUUUAAAUGGCUCUGGUGAUGUUGCCUUCCUGAGAGUUUGAAGUGUUGAAAGCUGAAGUUUGAAAUAUAGGGCAGCGCCCUUAAUUGCUUUCUUGCAGAGAAGUAAAUUGAGUUACUGUGCAGCAGCAGCCUGUUAGCUUAAUGUUCUGCACAAUUGUUGGAGAUUGUUACUAAAAACGCUUUGAAGACAGCAAAAGCAGAGCAUGCUAAGACGAUCCUAAUUUUAAUGUGCUUUUGGAUCCACAUUUGCACCAAAACAUAAUCGACAAUCAUGUAGAAGAGUAUUUAUUUCAUUCCUAGAGUUUAUUCAAGUAGGAAAGUUUACUCAUUUAAAUCAAAGACAUUGAAUAAUGGCUUCACUUUCCACAUCAUAAACCCUGUGAGUAAUACCUGCAUCUGAUUGUUUUCUUUCAACAUACACGGUGGCUUCUAUGAUAUCAUGCUAUGGAUGGAAAGCUAAGAUUUGGAGUGAUAAAAGCUGUUUAAAAUGGAUGUCAGAUUUAAAUGGCUGCUUUGUAACUAUAGUGAAUGGUGAGGUGAGCAUAUUUUCAGACCUCAAGACACUUUGAUUAUUCAGCACAUGUAUGAGGUCAUACAGUCAGAUUUUCUAUAAAUGCACCUUAACUUACAGCCCGUACUCUCCAUUUGUGUUUGCUCGUUGUAACAUGGUUUCAUACGUCCACAUUCCCACCAUGGGCGACUGAAAAUGGACACUCGCCUGGCACUUUUGGAAAGAAGCUGUAACUCUUGCUGAUUUCCUUUUUGACAUGAAAGCAAGCUUAUCUGAUGUUACACAGCAGGUCCUGUCAGUAUGAUAAGCUAGGUCAGCUAAGCCACAGCCGCUCACCGGGAUUGAUUGACAUGUACAGACAAACCAGUACUGAACUUUGACUCGCAGUGUGUUAGGGAUGUUGUUCUACUGACGGCCACAGCCUUGGCAGCGACUGUGAUUGACAAACAGACAAAUCAGUGUUGCGAGCAUGGUGCAUUGUUUUAGUAUUUUGGUUUUGCAAAACUCAGACAGGGAUUGCUUGAAACUGGGAAUUAUUAGAGUUUUACAGAUAUUUGUUUGGACUCAGAGCUUGAAAAGGGGACAGAUCUGGUCAAACCGGGACGUAGGCUCACCCAUUUAGAUUACCCACUUGAUGGGAAAAAAAGAGAGAGUAAAAAGGGAAGUUUAACCUCAUUGGCUCAUCCAAGUGAGCGUGGAGGCUGGGUUAUUCAUUGUGCCUUUUGUUCAGUUUUUUACAGAGGAAGAUUUUAAUAGAACAAAAUGUAGUAGCAAUAUAAACUUUGAAAGGAUAAGACUCCAUGAUAGAACAACAAUCAACAACAAGAACCAUGACGCAUGUGCUGUCAGAAAUUGAAGUUAUAUUAACUGACAGAAGUUUAUUUGUGUUGGCGUUAUAAAACUUCACUUCUUUAUUAGAUGAGGUGAUCUCUUGCAUCCUCUCACCUGCUGUAAGGUGCAUCUGAAAUGUUCUUAUGAUUGCUGCAACCAGAAGCAGGAUAUUUAUUGACCUGAAAACAAUGAAUUCAUCAUGAUCAAAUUUUAUUGCCAACUUUUUAUUUGUAAACUCUUUUUAGAAAUGUGUUCAGCUACUGAGUGAAACUAAAUAAAAAAUGCAACAAAUACAGCUGCCAGUGGGUUCCACAAGCGAACUAUUGAAGCAAAUUUAUCAAAGCUUGUGUCAAAUGUUGCGUGUUUUGCAAAAUAACAAGGAGCAGUAGAUGUAGGCAGCGUUGAAUAAGCUAACUGUGACUAAAAUAAACAAAUAUUCUGCUUUAAACUACUAACAGAGAUCUUGUGCUGUUGUAUUAGGAGUGAAGUAGCUUUAAAAAUACAGACUAACCUCUGAUAAAGGAGCUUAAAUGUUUAAAAAAGAGAAGCUGUGUGUUCUGCAGUGAAGCUCUUUGUCACGUCGCACCGUGAACACUGUAACAGUUUCAUGUUGAAUAAACCUGAGUGUGUUUCGAUAAGCUCUAUCUGAUAAAACAACAUGUGGAUAAGUCAGUUUCAUAUCAUUCAGGUCUACUGCAGUGUGUAACAGUACAAGCUCUGAGUGUGUGUGGAGUUGUCGCUCUGUAGUAUCUGGGUCAUGUGUUCAUCCCGCUGUAGUACCCAGAGUGCUGUGUGUUAGUAGACCUGCAUGCUGCCUGUUGUUGUGUAAAUAUUCCUGACUUGAGUUACACCUUUGAGUCUGUGUUUUAUUCUGUUUUAUACCCUGUAGCUGAGAAAAUGUAAUGUUUUUACCAAAGUGUUUGAAUAUCUGCACUAACUCUCCCUUUACUCUGUGCCUCAAUAAAGUUUUGGUAAAGGAAAACUGAA
Molecule: messenger RNA, 5201 nt
Organism: Notolabrus celidotus (New Zealand spotty)
Lineage: Eukaryota; Metazoa; Chordata; Actinopteri; Labriformes; Labridae
Product: immunoglobulin superfamily containing leucine-rich repeat protein 2-like
Exons: 2
Coding region: 305-2437 (710 amino acids)
Molecular function (GO): protein binding
Source: RefSeq, a predicted model, not a curated record